Mustela lutreola (European mink) is the source of this 9945-nucleotide messenger RNA. RefSeq lists its product as uncharacterized. The transcript has 3 exons. The record is from RefSeq and is a predicted model, not a curated record. Lineage: Eukaryota; Metazoa; Chordata; Mammalia; Carnivora; Mustelidae. The coding region runs from base 6064 to 7200 and encodes 378 amino acids.
UCUGGGGAGGGCUUGCCUGCGGGGUUCUCCUAGAGCCUGAAAUGCUUCCCAUGUCGAAUGGCCCUCUCUGCUCCAGGACUGGGGCUCCUCAGUGCUCAGUGCUCAGUGCUCCUCCCGGACGGGCUCCCUUGGGGCCUCUAACACGUCCCUGAUUCUGCGCACGAGCUGCCUGGAGAUGUGGAUGUGUGAAUUGGGGUUCUGGGGAGUUAGGGCGGGGCCAGAGAGUCUGCAUUUCUAACAGGUCCCUGGGGGACACCCCUCUUCCUGGACCCCAGCCUCACUCAGGGUAGGAAGGAUUGAGUCAAAGCUUUAGACCUUAUCUGACUCUUCCUUCCCGGCACUGGGGCUGUGAGAGCCACCGCCCGCCUUGCUCCCUGGAUAGAGGCCUGCUCCCCUCCUGGGCAGAUGUGAUGGACGCAGCAUGCGGGGCUGCGAGCUGGAGCCCUCAGUUCUGAUCCCGAGCCAGCAGCCACUUUACCCCUUGGGCCUCAGUUUCCCUCUCUAGAAACUGACCCCUGGAGGCGCUUCCAGGCAUAGCAGCCCCGACAAUCUGGGAUCAGGCAAUUCCAGGAUUCCUAGAUCUCUGCUGUCCUGCCACCCCCUGGGGCACAGAGCUGCCCCUGCAGCUGUAGGGGGGUGGGGUGGAGGGAGAACCCCAGCCCCACCUGGAGGAGGUCCUGAGAACACCUGCUCUCACCAGCCUGAUGGGACUGGUUUCCUCUCUUCCCACCUGGGAGAAGGCACAAAGUCAUUGUGGUGAGGCCAAGAGAGCCCAAGAACAUCCCUGUCUGACAGAUGAGGAAGCCAAUUUGCCGGGGAUGGCUUUGAAUCCAAGAUGGGGCCGGGGGAGCCAGAGGCUGACCGGAAGGCAGGACCCCUGCGGGGGCGCAGGCAUGGCCGGCCUUGGAAGAAGGCUCUGGCUGGCGUGCAUUCUGGAUCCAGGUGGCAGGUCCCCCUGGAGCAGCUGGGAGGGUGUCCAAACAAAGGGGCACGUGGGUGCGACGUUAGCUUUUGCCAAAGCCAGAAGAGGUCCCAACUUGUCACACACAGUUCCCACCAACUCCUGCAGCCUCCCUGGCGUCGCCGGCAAGACAUGAGACCUUCUCGGGCACAGAUGCGAGGCCCCUUGGCACUGUCCCCAGACCCACAGGCCUGCUGCCGUCACAGGCAAACGGGUGUUUCCAUCAACUUUUAUUACUUGGCAAGACAGCCUUUGGUCAGAUGUUCCAUCGCUGGGAGAUUGUACCUCCGAGCCAGAGGACGGUGCGUGGGGCCUUCCAACAGCCCCAAGUCCCCCCAACAGCGAGAGCUCCCCCCCAUGCAAGCCCAAAUCAUUUCUUUUGAUCAAAGAUGAAAGCCAUUUCUAUUUUAAUAAUAUAGAUAUUUCUCUUAAAAGUGGUUAAUAUUUUCUUUCUCACCACCAGACACAUUAGGCCUUGAAUUUCGUGAUUUAAAAUGUUUACAGUUUUACAUCAUUAUUUUGUUAAAAUGGAACGUAUUUGGCCAGUUUCCUGCAUUUUCCAGUGGAAACCUCACACAACCGUUCAUGAGAUGAAAGUAUUCAGAAAAAGAAGACGUCCCCCUGGGGCUACUACGGUCUGUGUCAGUGUCAAAGUGAGAACCCGUCAUCAAAGCAAAGCAGUUGUUCUCAGAUGGGGAGGGAAGAGGCUCCACUAGACGCAGGAAGAGAAAGGCUUCAGGGUCAAAAGUGACAACGACACGUGUCGAGGUCUGGGACGUCUGAACUCCACAAGUGAGUCUCCCGGUUUCUGUGGUGGGCGCGCUCCACGGGGAGGUCGCAGAGGCCAGGAAUCCAGGAAACACACUCUGUUCCUGGCUCUGAGAAACGUCAUGGCCAUUUCCCUGGGGCAGAGGCAGAGACAUACUGUCCCCUCCUUCUGCCACUGGCGUUCCCAAGCCCCUCCUCUCCGGCCCCCGGGCUCCCAGCCUCAUUCGGCCACCCUCCUCCUCACUGUGAGAUGUGCUUUCCUGGGACAGGCCAAAGUCAUCGUCUUUUUUUUUUUUUUUUAAAGAUUUUAUUUAUUUGAGAGAGAAAGAGGGAGGGAGAGAGGAGGGGCAGAGGGAGAGAAUCUCAAGCAGAUUCCCCGCUGAGUAUGGAGCCCGACCAAGAGUCAGACGCUUUACUGGCUGAGCCACCCAGGUCCCCCUUGAUGGUCGAAAGUCUUAGAACCACUUCCCACUGGGCUGCCCAUCGUGAGCUGUGCUGCCCCUCAGGGAAGCCCCCCAGAGCCUCUGCACCUCCAUCUCCUGACUCCCACGGCUGUGAGCCUCCCCUCCUCUGCCAGAUGCCUGGUUCAGGCAUGAGAUCUGGUCUCCACCAGGGAUGCCAUGCUGUCCCCAGGGGCCGGCACACCUGUAGACAUGUAUUCAGUCCAGAGAGGGGAAAGGCUGUCAGAGAAGAGUAGCCAUGGCUCCCCACAGAGGUCUAAGCCACGGGAGUGGCGGUCCUGCUGCUCUGGUGAUAAUUAGGCAGGAAGAAACCUUUCCUGGGUGCCAGGGAGAGGAUAAACCACGUCAGAGGCUCUGAAGGCCCAUGCCCUCUGCUAGGAAGAAGGUGGCAUGGAGUCAGCCCUUCGCCACUGGGGCAUAUGGACCCCCCGAGGACUAAUCUGACGGUAACAGGUGCGCAAGGCUGUACUUUCUGUGGUGAAGUCAUCAGAGUUGGUUGCUUUCAGAGUUGGAAAGCAAAAGCUGCCUUUUCUGUGGGGUGUGGACCCCAGGAAGGAAAGGUGACCCUUAUUUUAAGUCUCCGGGAGGCGACCAUCCCAUGGGCACCCCGUGGAGCCGGUCGGUGUCUGGGGUGUGGCCACAUGGGAGGCUGGAAGUGUGUGUGGUUUCUUGUGGCACCAAGGGCCCAGGGCUGCCCUUCCAAGACCUGGGCUUCUGCCAGCGUCAGGGGCCUGUGGUCAGGAGUCAAUAGUGACACCACUGGGCAGCGAGAUCACAGCAGCAGCAGCCUUUAGGACUUCCUGGCUCAGCCCCUGGGGAGCUGCAGUUGGAAAGAUCCCCAUUUGGGCUCGCUAAGCCCCAAGAGAUUUAGGAUAAUUUGUAGGGAAAGAUGAGGAGCAGCAGAAGGAAGGGCUGAGUUUCCUACGAAUCUGACAGGAGAGGAUCUGAGUGGAAAAUAAAAAUAACACGGCCUUAUGAGCUAGGGGGCCCUGGAGGGAUAACAGACAGAUGUGACAGGAAUGAGCCAAGUCCCGUGCGAGCUCAGAUGAGGGGGGAGCCGCUGGGGGUCUGGGUCCUGCUGUCCACACCGCUCCCUCCCUCAUCCUUGGAGAACUUGGGGCAGGAAGGAGCCAGGCUCCCCGACGAGGCCGAUCAGCUUCUCUCUGCAGCAAGAGCUGGGAGCGGGGGUCGGGGAGAGCCCGGUGCAGGGGGCGGAGGCCCGGACUCCUGUCUUGGCCUCACUUUCCAGCGAAUGACUUGGGGAUCUUAGCCGCCUCGUCUUUUCGGUGGACGGAUGGCUCCUGUCCUUCCUACCGCCCGCGGUUCCUGGGAGGCCUGACCGGCCCAUGGCUGGCAGGGAGCUCUGUCAGGUAGCAGGUGGGGGCCUGGUCACGAGGAAGGGGACCCUGUCGGGCCACUCGGUGUAGGUGGAACAGCUGGUCUGUGCUCCACAGGAAGCCGGCUGGGUCUGGGCUUGGGGCCUUGGGGGUCAACCAAGAGGCAGAACUCUUCCUCGGGGAAACCCCCAAGGUUACAAGUGAGGACCUGCGGCUUCCAGCCCCACCCGGCUUUGCAGCCGGAGCUCUGCCUUUUCCUGGGGUUCCCUAUACUAACGUUUCAGAGCUCCCCACAGCCGCGUUGUCGCCAGCCUGGGGAGCCUGUGCUCAGCUGUGCCCCGUGAGGCCAACCGCAGGCCCUGGCUCCCAGGGUUGGAAUGCUGAGCCGGCGGGGCGUGGGGCUGGGGACUCCUGCACAUCGAGCCCCAGGCCCAGCCACUGCCCUGCCCCCUCCGAGAGCCCUCGGUGCUCUGAGAAGCCCCAUCCUCAAGGAGCCCGGAUCUAACCGUGCGGGGUCCCCCUUCAAGGAGCUGACAAAAUUAGCAGCCCAGUGGCCCGAAAAGUGGGCACAAGACCAUGUGCACAGCUGCCUUCGGCUUCAGGUGCGGCCACGCUCCAGGCCGGUGCGCACACGGGUGGCUUAGGGCUCCCUCAGCGGAUCUCCAGCGUCCUCUCGCGGUUUUCUCUCCCUUGGCUCUCUGUCCUUUGACCCCUCACCUCCUUGGUGUCCCUGGACCCUCAAGGCCAUCUCCUCAACUCAGGGACUCCCCUGAGUCCUGCUUGGUUUCGCCUCCCUCCACUGUAACCUGGAAACUUCCUUAAGGCAGCCAUCGGAGGCAAUCGCUGGGUUCACCCCACUCGUUUCCUGUCUCUCAGGGGUUUCUCCACAGUCCAGGUCCUUGAAAAUGCUACGAUCGCGAUUUUGUUUGGGUGGGUUGUCCCUUGCUGUUUUAAGAUUUAUUUAUUUAUUUGAGAGAGAGACAGAGAGAGAGAGAACGCGUGGGAGGGGCAGAAGGAGAGAACUUCCAGCAGAGCCCAUGCUGAGCACAGAGCCUGACUCAGGGCUCGAUGUCACCACCCCGCGGUCACGACCUGAGCAGAAACCAAGAGUCGGGGGCUCAGCCACCUGAGCCACCUGGGGGGCCCCUCCCUUGCUAUUUCAGACGUGAGGGUGUACUCGGGUCUCGUUACGCCGUCUUGGUGGAAGUGAAUCCAUAUUCCUCUGACUUUAAAGUUCAUAUUGUCACAAGUCGGCCCGUGGCAGUCCCUGAGAAUGACCUCCUCCCUGUUUAGUACAGUCCCUGACACUUUUUUUUUUUUUUUUCCCAAAGAUUUUAUUUGUUUAUUUGACAGAUAGAGAGAGAUCACAGCAGAAGGAGAGAGAGCAGAGCAGAGCAGUUAGGAUCCUUGGCUCCUUGGGUAGGAAACAACUAAGGUUUCGUUUGUUUGUUUGAAGUGGGCUCCACGCUGCGGGGCUUGAACUCACAACCGGAGAUCAGACCUGAGCUGAUAUCAAGAGUCAGGCGCUUAACCAACUGCAGGCGCCCGUGCUAAGGUUUUCCUCUCCACACAGAAUCAAAGUGCCCCGCUGAGCUCGGCGCGUGGCCCCUUGUCUUUACUUGGGUGUCAUUUCAUAAAUAAGGACAUUAAAGCUCUAAGCUUUAAUCCUUCAGCAGCUCACGGCUGGAUGGCGUGGGCCCACCUCAGGCCAAAUCAGCUCUGGCCCCCAAAGCUGCCUGCAGGCAGGCCAGGGCCUGUCAGACCCUUGGCAGAAAAGAAGGCCGCUCAGGGGUCUGUCUGGAUGGCUCAGUUGGAUCAGUGUCUGACCCUCGAUCUCGGCUCAGGUCAUCAUCUCAGGGUCCUGGGAUCAAGUCCCAAGUCGGGCUCUGGGCUCAGUAGAGUCGGCCUCAGGAUUCACUCUCACCCUCUGCCCCAUCCCCUACCCCAAAUAAAGAAAUAAAUCUUUAAAAACAAGCAAAGAAGAAAAGAAAAGAAGGCCGCAGUCUUCCGUGCUGCCCUCGCCCGGGGCCACCAGUCCUCUGCAUGCCGCCGACCGACUGGACGCUGGGAGAGAGCACCGCCCGCCUCCUCCCUUUUCCGGUCAAGACCUCGCAGCCUUUGCCACUCAAAGCCCGUCUACUUCUGAGCAUUCUUCCUGGGUCUGCGAGUCAGGGGUCUCCUGGCUCAACUCCAGCCCCGGCCUCACGCCUCCAGUUCCUCGAGUCUGACCCCAGCACGGAGCAUGAAUUCCCUCCAUUUAACAAAUACCGAAGCGUCACCUGGGCCUCCAGGAUGCUAGGCCGUAGGGACCCAGGCCGGCCACGAGGACUGGCUGCCAUCCUCGUCCUCAGGGAGCCCACGGUCUACGGAAGGGGACAAACAGGUAAACACGGCGGCGUGAUCACAGGGACAGGUGCCAGGAAAGAAGGCUGGGCAGUGAGGGGAGGCGGUAGGGUGUUGGCAGGAAAGGGAGGUUCAGAAAGGGGGAGACGGAGCACAGACCCCCGUCCUCCCCACGUCCCUCGCCAGAAUCCAGAUGAGUCCACGGCACGUGUGGGCUGCUCCUCUCCUCCCACCCUGGGAAGCGCUCGGCCAUACUUGCACGGCCCUUAGGGAGGACCCGAGGCUGCCCCCACCCAGGGUUGCCCCCUCCACUCCCACCAGGGCGGGCCCUCACAACGCACCCUGGGCACCUACAGCCUGGGGUGGGCGGGGGAGGGGGGGCCGGUGGCAUCUUUGUCCCAUGCCUGCUGCUGUUCCGGUCCAGGGCCUGGAAAACCUUCCCCUCGCCGUCAGUUCCCCUCCAGAAGACCUUCCCAGCAGCACAGGCCAUCAGCCGCUCCUGGCGCGGGGCUCCCCGCCCCUCUAUCCUCUUUUAUCUGCGUUCGGCUCAAAAUGUUCCUCGUGUGUUUUCCCGUCUCACCUGCUGGACCGGGAGCUCCCUGGGGGCAGAGACUCGAAUGAGUCAUCUCCGGGUUUCUGCCCCGGCACGACGGGGGGGGGGGGUUCAUCCCGUGCUGCUGGAUGGGUGGGGAAGCCUGGCCUCGGGGCUUUCUCCCAGGAGCGGCCCAGCCAUCAGGAAAAUGUCUCAAGUUCUUCACUGUGGAAGUCCCUAAACAAAGAGGCAGGGGGAAGCAUGGGGACCGUGGAUGUUACAGGAAGCAGUCAGAACCCUGGGGACAAGAGGAAAGACAGCAAGUACAAAUUCACAAAGCUGAAGGUACCAAGCUUAUGGCUGUCCCCCGGAAACAAAGGUAUUCGGAGCUGGAGAGACUUGCCCGGGUGGACUGCGGGACGCAAACCUAUUAUGAUCCUUCACCACUCCCCGCCCCCACCCUGGCGCACACCCACGACCAGGAGUCACGUGGCCUCCAGAAUCACGCCCCAGGGGCCCAGGAAGGCAGGGAGCCCACCGGACUGCCACAGACGGCGCAGGAAGCGAGGAAGGAAUCCAGGGGCCUCCAAGGUUUCAGGUGUAUGCCCUGUUCUUGUGUUAAAGACAGUGGGCUGGGCUGCCGGGGUGGCUCAGCGGGUUGAAGCCUUUGCCUUCGGCUCGGGUCUUGGGAUCUCUGGGUCUUGGGAUCGAGCCCUGCAUCGGGCUCUCUGCUUGGCAGUAAGACUGCUUCCCUUCCUCUCUCUGCCUGCCUCUCUACUUAUGAUCUCUGUCAAAUAAAUAAAAUCUUAAAAAAAAAAAAAAGACAGUCGGCUUCACUGUGAGAAGUGAGCGUGGGAGAGAUGAAGAGUUUGGUCAAGUUCGAGAAGCCGACUGGACGCACGUCGGAGGGGACGGCUGGAUGUGGGACCCCGCUGCUCGGUGAGAGGGGCCAAGGACGGACAGGCACGCGGGGCUCUGCGGUGGAGGCUCUUCCUAAGGCAUGAGAUGGGCCGCGAGCACCACGGUCGCGAGGUGAGCAGGGAGCGGAGGGGCCCGGCGCGAGGAAGGCCAGAGUGUGGCCGGCGGGGGUGAUCGGCUCUGUCCGGGGCCGCUGCCACACGAGCACGACGGCUGGGGCCUGAGCUCAGCACAUCUCAGCCCCCUCGGCCGGGCGUGGAGGCACAGCGCCGGCUGCCGUGGGCCGGAGGGCAGGAGCCUGUCAAGCCCGGGCUGGACAGGGAGGGAGGGAGGAAGAGACUCCCGCUCGCUCUGCCUCCCGCCGCAGGCCACCCCGCUGUCACCGUCCCAACCUGUCCGAACCGCAGCAGCGUCCGAGGGGUCACAGCCCCUCACACUUUCCCAGCGGACCCUCCCAGAAACCUACAGGGCGUCCUGGGAGCUGAGCAGAGCCCCGGAAAACAGAGGGGAGGCUCCGGGAGGGCCAACGCGCAGUGAAUUUUGUAGACUCUGUGCUGGGAAGACAGCGGGUACGUUCUGACGCGGCUACACGACACAGGACACAAGUCCAGUUUGCAAAUCAAAAAGGUUUUAUAGGAUUCAAAGCAAAAAGUUACAUCACACAUACUCAUUUAAAUAACAAGUCAAAGUCUGUUACAGAAAACAUAAUUCCAAAGCAUUUUCAAUUUUAUUACUGAAACUACUUAAAAAGGCUCCAAGUCAAAAAAAAAAAGACGAAGCAAAAUUGCUCAGGCGAUAAAGUGCACUGGGGGGAGGGGCGCGCUCUGCUUCCGGGGCCCAGAGGCGCUGCCGCGGCCUCCGCGCGGAGAUAACGCAAGGCCCCGGGUUCCUGGGACACUGUUCCUUCGAUGGAAACUCUCCCAAUUUACAGUUCUCAGUCAACAGAGUGGGGGGAAUGUCAUUUACAGAAGGUAUUUCUAAAUCCCAUCAGGAAAUGGAAGUUUGGGUCAAAACCAUUUUUAACACAGCUAUUCCUUAGAAACGACACUGCUGGGAGACCGACCUCUAACGCCACAAGUAACCCAACACUCUGAGACCUUGUAUCAUCCACCAGAACGUUAGUCGGACUUCCAUUAUUUGGCAUAAUUAAGAAAAAUACCCAAAUUUAAUGCCAUUCAGUGGCACAGACACAGAGAUGUUUUUGUUGAUUUAAGACAGAAGUGGGAGAAGACUGCGCAGUGGGGAAGCAUGAACUAUAUACAUUCAAUUACGUUCUUUUGCAACGGCGUUGUCUGAUGAGCUGCAGGAAAAGUCGACUAGGAAAUGUCCAAAAAUCUGGAAGCCCUCAGACACACGCCAGCAUUCGGCACUCAGCCGUGCGCGUCGCAAGCAGCUGACACCAAAGGGCGACUUGCCGGGUAUCAAGCAACACACAGUGACUCACCAGGUGAUGACCAGGCUAAAAGGACCCGAACAUAAAAGCUAAUCGUAUUUAUUCAAUAUUUCACGUUACCAUCAUUUUAGUAAAAGUAAAUGCCAAUGACUAAGAGGCAGAGACAAAACCUAAAUGCAUUCGACACACAAAAAAACCCCUUCCCAGGCUUGUGUUGCCUGGAUUCCUGCCGCCGCCCACCGUGAGCAGCUCAGCGACUGCCCGGACCCUGCACUGCGGCCUCUAUAGAGAAUCAGGACCUGAGAUCGCACGGGUCCAAAGUGGUGCCCAGGGUCUAUUUUCUAAGCAGACUGCAGAACACCCCAUUCCAAGUCAUUCUGUUUGAUCAACUUUCUUCAAAUAUAAUGAACGAAAGGCGAGCAGAGUAGCGUUGACUGGACGGAACUAGCAUUUCUCCUGUAGUUCUCCGAGUUUAAUCACUAGGGGACUCAGAACCUCAGAGCUGGAUUGUUUGCAGGUCCGCUUCGCCCCAGCUAAACUGUAUUUUGGUGCAAAGUUCCUCCAACCGCUAAGGACCUUUCCUUCUCUAAGAAGUUACUCUACUCAAAAAAUACGCUAAGGCCACAGAAAAAGAAGUCAACAGAUUAUAAACAAAGCGGCUGGGUUUGAGAGCUUACGUUAUCUUUGUUCUGGUGUUUGAGGUACAAACAAACUGAGUAACUUGCUCUCAGCAGAGCCACGGCCCCAAAGGACACUCAGACCCCACAGCUCACUGUUCACCGGGUCUCUGUCGGGUAUUUUAAAUGACCCCCUGGGGUACAUUCUUUACAAGUCACACCAUGGACACAGGUAAAUGACUAGACCUAUAUAACCAAAUUUUAAUUCUUUAGGCUCCAGCCUUAAGGAAUCAUUGCCUGGAAUUUCUCUUGAAAAUGCUAUGAAAAAGCUAAACUCAAGUUCUUCCCCUCCUUCCCCCCUCAUUUAAGAAGCCCCUAUUCAACCAGUUCUGGUUCUAAAAAAUUCGUAGACCUAAAAGGCCUGAUGACAGACUCGUGGUUUUUGUUUCUUUGUCUUUUUCUGUGGCUGAAUAAUGUGCCAAAUUUACCAAAAGUAGAGUUAUUAUGAAAACCAUUGUUGAACACGGAAAAGAAGACUGUAAAAUCACUAUCUAGAAAUUGGUGGUUGGAACACCAACAAUAUAAAUAUUGUAAUAAAAAACAGUAUAAAAAUUA